AUGUUGAGAAAGUUGUUAUUUUUAUUAGCAAGUGCGUUAAUAUUUUACUCUAGACACAGUUCUGUAGUGGUUGCUGCAGUUGGGUUUUCUAUAAUUGGUUACAUAGUGACAGAUUACCUUAUCCCUAGAGUUGGGCCUUCUUUCAUUAAGAUCGGUUUAUUCGGUAAAGAUUUAAGUAAAGUUGGAAAGCCGGUAUUACCAGAAUGUAUAGGUGCAGUCUCUGCAACAGUUUACCUUUUUAUCAUGUUCUUCUAUAUUCCAUUUAUCUUUUAUAGGUAUUUGGUGACAGUCACCUCUGGAGGUGGACAACGUGAUGUAACCGUAGAUCAAUGGCCCACAGAUGGUCCUAGUUAUUCUGUGUUCCCGCAUAGUAGAUUAUCAGAGUAUUUAAGUAGUACUUUAUGUCUAGAGAGUACAAUAUUAUUAGGGAUCGCUGAUGAUUUGUUCGAUAUUCGUUGGAGACAUAAGUUUUUCCUUCCAGCAGUAGCAGCUAUUCCAUUAUUAGCUGUUUAUUAUAUUGAUUUUGGUGUCACAUCAGUAUUAGUACCUGGAUUCAUGCAGCAAUGGCUUAAUCAAUGUAUGACGUUUUUACAUGAAAAGGGUAUCGUUGAGACUCCAUCAAAUAUUACAAGCAUCGAUCUGAAGGGACUUUAUUACAUGUAUAUGGCCUCAAUGGCAAUCUUUUGCCCUAAUUCGAUCAAUAUAUUAGCAGGGAUCAAUGGUUUAGAAGUCGGCCAAAGUAUAGUAUUGGGUUUCCUUGCACUAAUUAACGAUACAUUGUAUGUUACUUUGGGUAAUGAAACUACGAAGAAUUCACAUAUUUUCUCUAUUGUACUGAUCAUUCCAUUCCUGGGCGUCUCUAUGGCAUUAUUCAAAUGGAAUAAAUGGCCGGCUAAGGUAUUUGUUGGGGACACAUAUUGUUAUUUUGCAGGAAUGGUGUUUGCCGUAGUGGGUAUCCAGGGUCAUUUUGCAAAGACAAUGUUAUUGUUAUUUGUACCUCAAAUUAUUAAUUUCAUUUACUCAGUGCCUCAAUUGUUUAAUCUGGUCUUUUGUCCCAGACAUAGAUUACCAAAAUUCAAUGAAUCAGAUGGGUUAUUAUAUCCAUCCAGAGCUAAUCUUAAGGAAUCGCCUCCAAAGGGAUUUUUCGUUCCAAUACUGAAAGUCUUAGGAUUAUGUCAUUUGAUUGAUCUUGAGAUUGAUGGCAAGACGGGACAAAUUGUGAGUUGUUCUAAUAUGACCAUUAUUAACUUGAUGUUGGUAUGGUUCGGCCCAAUGAGAGAGGACAAACUUUGUAAUUUAAUCCUAGGCUGUCAAUUUAUGAUCGGGUUUGCUGCAUUAGUAUUGAGACAUUGUGUUGGUUCAAUUAUUUUCCAACAUGAUAACUUGUGGACCAUCAAAUAG
Maudiozyma barnettii is the source of this 1401-nucleotide messenger RNA. It is a transcript of the gene ALG7, whose product is annotated as UDP-N-acetylglucosamine--dolichyl-phosphate N-acetylglucosaminephosphotransferase. Lineage: Eukaryota; Fungi; Ascomycota; Saccharomycetes; Saccharomycetales; Saccharomycetaceae. Gene Ontology annotation, biological process: dolichol-linked oligosaccharide biosynthetic process; protein N-linked glycosylation. The transcript has a single exon. The record is from RefSeq and is a predicted model, not a curated record. Gene Ontology annotation, cellular component: membrane. The coding region runs from base 1 to 1401 and encodes 466 amino acids. Gene Ontology annotation, molecular function: UDP-N-acetylglucosamine-dolichyl-phosphate N-acetylglucosaminephosphotransferase activity.